Messenger RNA from Fonsecaea multimorphosa CBS 102226, 2577 nucleotides. RefSeq lists its product as uncharacterized. NCBI's taxonomy places the organism in Eukaryota, Fungi, Ascomycota, Eurotiomycetes, Chaetothyriales, Herpotrichiellaceae. The transcript is spliced from 7 exons. The coding region runs from base 1 to 2577 and encodes 858 amino acids. The record is from RefSeq and is a predicted model, not a curated record. Gene Ontology annotation, cellular component: COPI vesicle coat. Gene Ontology annotation, biological process: retrograde vesicle-mediated transport, Golgi to endoplasmic reticulum; intra-Golgi vesicle-mediated transport; endoplasmic reticulum to Golgi vesicle-mediated transport. Gene Ontology annotation, molecular function: structural molecule activity; protein binding.
AUGCGCCUGGACGUCAAGAGACAACUCUUUGCCCGUUCGUCUAAUUCUCUCAAUCAUCAUAUCCUUACCACCUUAUACAAUGGCCAUGCACACAUUUGGUCCUACGAAACCCAGUCCAUCAUCAAAACGUUCGAGCUCACCGAUGUGCCUGUGAGGGCGGGAAGGUUCAUUGAAAGAAAGAACUGGAUAGUAUGUGGCAGCGAUGAUUUCCAACUCAGAGUGGUCAAUUGGAACACAAGUGAAAAGGUCAAAUCAUUUGAGGCACACCCAGAUUAUAUCCGCGCAAUUGUCGUGCAUCCUGUUCUCAGCGUGGUCCUGACAGCCUCAGAUGACAUGACAAUUCGCAUGUUCGAUUGGGAAAAGGACUGGCGAUGUGUGCGCGAGUUUGUUGGGCACCAACACUAUGUGAUGGGCCUCUCAAUCAACCCUAAGGAUACCAAUGUCUUUGCAUCGGCAUGCUUAGAUCGCACGAUCAAGAUCUGGAGCAUCGACAAUGCCACCGCUAAGCAGACGAUUGAGGCACACGAAAAGGGUGUGAAUCACGUCGACUACUACCCGCACAGCGACAAGCCUUAUUUACUCAGUACUUCCGAUGACAAGACGGUCAAAAUAUGGGACUACACCACCAAAGCUCUCAUUGCAACACUCGAAGGACACACCAGCAAUGUCAGCUUCGCCUGUUAUCACCCUGAACUACCGGUCAUCAUAUCCGGUUCUGAAGACGGGACCAUCAAGAUAUGGCAUGCCAACACGUACCGGUUAGAGCAAUCACUGAGCUAUGGUCUGGAGAGGGCAUGGUGUGUUUCAUACCAGAGAGGGAAACAGGGGGUCGCAAUGGGCUUCGACGAUGGCGCUGUUGUCGUGAAAAUGGGCAGAGAGGAACCAGCGGUUUCCAUGGACGGCACUGGGAAACUCGUCUGGGCACGUCACAACGAGGUGGUAUCUGCUAUCAUCAAAGGAGGCGAUGCAACGCUCAAAGAUGGCGCACCUAUUGCUCUUCCAAGCAAAGAAAUGGGCACCACCGAAAUCUAUCCAACCACACUAUCUCAUUCGCCAAAUGGCAGAUUUGUCAGUGUCUGUGGUGAUGGGGAGUUCAUCAUUUACACCGCAUUGGCAUGGAGAAAUCAGGCCUUUGGCUCAGCACUUGAUUUUGCCUGGGCAUCACAUCAAAAUCCAACGGACUAUGCAAUCCGAGAAUCUAGCACCAGCGUUAAAAUUUUCAAGAAACUGAAAGAGAGCGGAAAUCUCGAUGUUGGCUUCCAAGCUGAAGGUCUCUGUGGCGGUGCUCUUCUCGGCGUCAAGGGCCAAGGAGGCAUUGGCAUGUUCGACUGGGAGACUGGUUCUCUCGUCCGGAGAAUUGAGGUCGAACCUACAGAGGUCUACUGGAGUGAGUCCGGCGAACUCGUGGCGCUUGCCUGUUCCGACACCACCUAUGUCCUUCGCUUCGACCGCGAAGCUUACCUUAAUGGCCUCAACUCGGGCCAAGCAGACGAAGACGGUGUCGAGGCCGCCUUCUCCGUUGUGACCGAUUUGCAAGAAUCCGUGAAAUCUGGCGAAUGGGUCGGCGAUGCUUUCUUAUUCACCACCAGCACUCGUCUCAGCUACCUCUUGGGCGAACAAGUCGUGAAUAUCGCCCAAUUCGACCAGCCGAUGUACCUGUUACGGUACCUUCAACGCGAUGAGCGCGUGUACCUCUGCGAUAAGGAUGUCGGCGUUAUAUCUUACAAACUUUCUACUGCGCUGCUCUCGUACCAGACUCUUGUCUUGCGAGAUGAACUCGAAGCCGCUCAAGAACUCCUCCCGGAUAUCCCACAAGAUCAAAUGAACAAGAUCGCACGCUUCCUCGAAGCGCAGGGCCACAAAGACCUCGCACUAGAAGUCGCCACUGAUCCUGAGCACCGCUUUGAAUUGGCGCUGGGACUGAACAAUCUCGCGAUCGCGCUGGAGAUUGCAAGAGAAUCCGACACCCAAGCACGGUGGGCGGCUGUUGCCGACAAAGCCUUGGAAGCGUGGGACGUGAAACUUGCAGAAGAGUGCUUUAAUCACGCAAAAGAUCUCGGUUCCUUAGUGCUCCUAUACACUAGCUCCGGCAACAGGGAAGGACUCCUCAAACUGGCCAAGCAAGCAGAAGAAUCGGGCGCCAACAAUGUCGCAUUCGCCGCUCUGUGGUCCACGGGCGACGUGUUUGGUUGCAUCGACCUUCUCAAACGAACAGGAAGGAUCAGCGAGGCAGUGCUGUUCAGCCAGACGUACAAACCGAGUUUGACCCAGGGGCUAGCAGUGGAGUGGAAAGAGGGACUCGAGAAGCAAGGGAAGGGCAAGGUCGCGAGGCUCCUGGGCGUGCCGGGAAAGGGUCAGGAUGAGGAGUUGUUCCCCGAAUGGGAAGAAUACAUCAAGCUGGAAGAGGAGGUUGAAAGUGGAAAAGCCGGUGCAGCGGCGCCACCAGUCAAGGCGCAAGACGACCUUCUUGACGUCAACGGCGAUGCUGAGAAUGAGAAUGAGCCCGAUGACAAGACUCCGGAGACCAACGGGACGGUCGAGGCGGAUGGAGAAGAAGAGGCUGACGCCGCUGCUUGA